CUCCCAACUCAACCCAACAAUCUAUACCUCCUCCUCCUCGACCGCGGCUCUAUCUCCACCUUCCAUUGGACUUUAUACCUCGCCACGUCACCCACCCAUGGCACGAUCUUCCUAAUCAACGGCCCUGGAUCGAGUGUGUGGGAGUUUGAAUCGAAGACCAAUGAGGAAGCCACUCGCGCAGGACGGCUCCUUGUGGCGCUGGAAUUGGGACACGUGGAUCCGGCUUUACACGCCGCACUGGCGGACUGUCUCGCGCGGAUUCCAAUUGAAUACUCGGCUCGCUUCCGGGAAGCCAUGACGUGUCGGGUGUGGAUUAAGGAGGCGCUCUUUGCGUUGGAUGACGAGGGGUAUGUUCUGCUGGGGAGUAGUGUGGAGGGAGUUGAAGAGAAUGCUAGGAAUCGUGCGAUGAGGAAUAGGGUUCAUGGGAGGGUGACUGUUUGUAGAUUGGAUGAUGGUGGUUUUUGA
Molecule: messenger RNA, 465 nt
Organism: Aspergillus homomorphus CBS 101889
Lineage: Eukaryota; Fungi; Ascomycota; Eurotiomycetes; Eurotiales; Aspergillaceae
Exons: 1
Source: RefSeq, a predicted model, not a curated record